Messenger RNA from Ostrea edulis (European flat oyster), 4677 nucleotides. Its product is annotated as rho-associated protein kinase 1-like. The transcript has 37 exons. Gene Ontology annotation, molecular function: ATP binding; Rho-dependent protein serine/threonine kinase activity; small GTPase binding. Gene Ontology annotation, biological process: peptidyl-threonine phosphorylation; actomyosin structure organization; cortical actin cytoskeleton organization. Gene Ontology annotation, cellular component: cytoplasm; cytoskeleton. The coding region runs from base 333 to 4454 and encodes 1373 amino acids. Lineage: Eukaryota; Metazoa; Mollusca; Bivalvia; Ostreida; Ostreidae. The record is from RefSeq and is a predicted model, not a curated record.
GUACGCGAAUCGGACGGGAGGCCAUAUUGUUGCGAUUUUAAUGGCGGUUGCACACUAAAACUUGUUUGACAGGUGUUGGUUCAAAGUGAAUUCAGUCCACACAAAGGACACUUUUGGCUCAGAUUGUUCUUUAAUUAAGUUGUUUAUGUUUAAGAACUUUUUUGCAAAUGAAUUAAUUUUGAAGACAUUAAAGACUGCACGCGGAAGUGUGUGGAUGUUGACCCCCCCGAAUCAGCAUGCUAAGAGGAGGAGGAGACAGGCCUAGGAACUCGUGUUUAUAUUAUGUAACUGUCUCACUGCAUUCGACGUGCUAGUCUGAGGGGGACGCCAAAAUGUCCAACUUCGACCCCGAGUACAGAAUUCGCCUGGGGAAGAUCGAGGGACGACUGAAAGAUCCUAGCUCGGAUCUGAACAUCAACAGCCUACUGGAUGGGUUAUCUGCCCUUGUUUGUGAUCUGGAUCACCCAGCCAUUAGAAGGAACAAGAGUGUUGAACAGUUUCUGACAAAAUAUGAAAAGCCUGUUGAUUUUGUAAACAGCUGUCGUAUGAGACAUGCAGACUUUGAAGUGGUUAAAGUUAUUGGUCGAGGAGCUUUUGGCGAAGUUCAGCUGGUUCGACACAAAUCUACGAGACGGGUCUAUGCAAUGAAACUGCUGAGCAAAACAGAAAUGAUUAAGAGAUCAGACUCUGCUUUUUACUGGGAGGAGAGAGAAAUUAUGGCAAAUGCAAACAGCGAAUGGAUUGUGCAGCUUCAUUUUGCCUUCCAAGAUUCCAAAUACUUGUAUAUGGUGAUGGACUACAUGCCAGGAGGGGAUCUGGUCAACCUGAUGAGUAAUUACGAUGUGCCUGAGAAGUGGGCCAAGUUCUAUUGUGCUGAGGUGGUCCUGUCUCUGGAUGCCAUUCAUUCUAUGGGCUUUGUUCACAGAGAUGUGAAGCCUGAUAAUAUGCUGCUGGACAGUGGUGGUCAUUUAAAGCUGGCUGACUUUGGGACGUGUAUGAGAAUGGAUAAGAACAGCGGAAUGGUGAGAUCUGACACGGCAGUAGGGACCCCAGACUACAUCUCCCCUGAGGUUCUACAGUCACAGGGCAGGCCGAAUUAUUACGGGAGGGAGUGUGAUUGGUGGUCAGUGGGGGUCUUCCUUUAUGAGAUGUUGGUUGGUGACACCCCUUUUUAUGCGGACUCUUUGGUCGGAACAUAUGGUAAAAUCAUGGACCAUAAGAAUUCGCUCAGCUUUCCUUCUGAUAUUGAGAUUUCACGAGAUGCCAAGAGUUUGAUAUGUGCCUUUCUCACAGACAGGAUGGAGAGGUUGGGUAGAAAUGGAAUUGAUGAAAUCAAGACUCAUCAAUUCUUCAGGAAUACAGAUUGGACAUGGGACACACUCAGACAAGCGGCACCUCCCGUCGUCCCUGAGCUCUCCAGCGAUGUCGACACCAGUAAUUUUGAAGAUAUAGAGAAAGACGAUAGUCCUGAUGAAUCGUUCUCGGUUCCUAAAGCGUUUGCCGGUAACCACCUCCCGUUCAUCGGCUUCACAUACAACAAGGAGUACCAGCUCCUGACUGAUUCCGGCUCAAGUGUAUCAUCUAUGGAUGGAGGAGGAGAUGAUAAGCGGUACAGACAGAUGGAGGAACAGCUCCGAACUCUGAAAUCAGCGAAAGAGGAAAUAGAAAACCGACACAGAAUGGCUCAAUCAGACUUAGAUAGGCUGAGUAGAGAGGAAAUGAUCCUUAGAAAGGAGAGUCAAGAACUUGAGAAGAACCUUGUCUUCCUGAAACGAGACUUGCAGGAGAACCAGAGAAAGUUUAACAUGGAGGUUGAAUUGAAGAAAAAGCUGGAGUCCUUGCUUCAUGAAAAGGAGAGGCAGUUGGAGGCAGAAAUAAAAUCUCGUAAGGAAGCUUCGAACAGCAAUCAACAGGUCAACGAGAAAAUUGGCAACAUGGAAAAAAUAAUUGCAGAAUUAAGUGAGAAAAUAAAAACGGAGUCAGACAGUGCCAACAAAUACAAAAAGUCUUGUGCUGAAAUACAACAGAGAUAUAAUAUAUCAGAACAAAGUUACAGUGAGUUGAAUAUAAAGUACAGUGAUGUUCAAAGUGCUAAACAGUCACUGCGGAAAGAGGUCAUGGAGCUGCAAGCUACUCUUGAUCAUGAACGGAGCAGUCAUCGACAGGCGUCCUCACAGACGUCGGAAUUGUCGGAGCGAAUCUCAUCAUUAAUGUCUGAAAAGAGAAAAUCUGAAGAUAAAGAAAAGGAGUUGACUUUUGAAAUUCAAAAGGUCAAAGACUCCGUGAUUCGUUUAGAAAAGAGUAAAAGUCAUGUUGAGUUAGAGUUGGACACGUACAAAAGGAAAUUAGAGACUGAAAUCAACAACCACCAGGAAACCAUAAAGAGGUUUAAUGCUGAUAAGAAAGAUAUCUUGUUGUCAAAAGAGGAGGCACGGACAUCAGCCAUUAAUGACAUACAAAUGAAGCUUGACCAGGAGAAAUCAGCUCGUGUUUCAGCAGAAAACCAAUUACUACAGGCGGAGAAAGAGAAAUCAGAGCUGAGAGUGGAUUUGUUGCAGAUGACACAGCAAGUGACCUCAGUUCAAACCGAACUCAUGAAUGAAAAAGAGAAGUCCAAAAAUUAUGCUCUUCAAGUUGAGCAAGAAAUCCAGAGAAGAAAUUUGAUGCAAGGAGAUUUUAAGAGCCAGACUCACGAUCUGACUCGAUACAAAACCAUGGAAAAGCAGCUAAACAAGGAAAUUUCUGACCUCAAAGAGGAAAAGAGAGGCCUCGAGGAGGAGUUACGCAAAGUUCGAGAGGAUCUGUCCAUUAAUGACCUACAAAUGAAGGAGCUACAAGACCAGCUCGAGGCUGAGCAGUACUUCUCUUCUCUGUACAGAACUCAAGUCAAGGAACUGAAAGAGGAUGUGGAAGAGAAGGGAAAACAGCACCAGGAUGCAGCCACAGACUUAGAGAGUAUUCAACAGGAAAAGGACUCCAUUGCAGCUCAACUUCAAUUAGCAAUGGCAAAGGCUGACUCGGAGGGUCUGGCGCGUUCUAUAGCGGAGGAACAGCUGACGGACGUGGAGAAGGAAAAGACUGUGUUGGAACUGGAAAUCAAGGAACUCAUGAACCGCCACAAGACGGACCUCAGCAAAAAGGAACACAUUGUUAUUAUGUUGGAGGAUUCCAAACGAGAAUUUCUGAAAGAAAUCGAAGAGUUACAUUCAGAGAAAGAUGAUGUUUCUGGCAGGCUACAAAAGAUGACAGAUGAACUCCGUCAAGUUCAGUCACGGUCAGGUGGUUCCAGUACAGAGAUUGAGAAGUUGAAGAAAAAUCUAGAGGAGGAAAAGCUCAAGAAAAUCCAGGCUGUCAAUAAAUUAGCAGAGAUAAUGAAUCGGAAGGAAUUCCGAUCGAAAUCGUCAAAAAACAACGCAUCAGAUCAGGGGGUCAAAAAGAAAGAGAAGGAAAUGAGAAAACUACAGCAGGAUUUACACAUGGAGAAAGAAAAAUACAACAAAAUGGUGGAGAAGUUGUCCCGUGAGUUAUCGGAGACGCAGGCAGCGCUGUUCGAGGAGGGACAGUACAAGGGGAAAUUACAAAUGGAACUUGAUGCUAAGGAGAUGGAAAUUGAACAACUACGGCAAAAACUGGCCGUCACAGACAAUGUGUCUAUAAAUAGUUCUCACCUCGAGGAUGGUGAUAUCAGUCAAACGAGUGCAUCCCCCAGCGAAGUGUUCAUGGAGGGGUGGUUAGCAGUGCCAAACAAACAGAACAUAAAGAAAUAUGGAUGGAAGAAACAAUAUGUUGUUGUGAGCAGUAAAAAAGUGCUGUUUUACAACACAGAGGGCGAUAGACAGAAUGUUUCUGAUCCAGUUAUUGUGUUAGACAUAGAAUCUUUGUUCCAUGUGAGGCCUGUAACACAGGGAGAUGUGUAUAGAGCAGAGUCUAAAGAUAUUCCAAGGAUAUUUCAGGUGCUAUACGCGACAGAAGGUGAGAAUCGGCGACCUGAAGAAGCAGGUCAUGAUGCUCAAGCUCAGGACAAGUCUGCAGUAGAGAUGCACAAAGGUCACGAGUUUGUCCCUAUUCAUUAUCGUACCCCUACCACAUGUGAUUCCUGUAAUAAGCCUGUGUGGCACAUGCUUCAUCCACCUCAGGCCUUAGAGUGUAGACGAUGUCAUACAAAGGUUCAUAAAGAUCAUUUAGAUAAAAAUGAAGAAUUUGUAGGAUAUUGUAAAGUGAAUUAUGAUCAGAACAUCCAGGCCAAGGAGAUGCUACUUCUGGCAGAAACCAGUGAGAAACAAAAGCAAUGGAUUCAGCACCUUAGUAAAAAGAUUUCCAGGAAAGGCUUCGCGAGCUCAGGAACUGGGGGGCCCACGAGGGGCACCAGACAGUACGCUUCUUUUGGAAUUCAGGGUCGCCCGAGUAACGCCCGGUCUUCCUCCACUCUUCCAGUAAACAAUCGACCGUCAUAGCAGCUCAGAACCCCCCGGGCAGCUUAGCUCGCCUCCACAGACAUUUUGUGACUUGUAUCAGAGCCACUUAACCAUUACAAAUAGUAGCUAUUAUUUAUUUACAACAGUUAUUCUCUACAUUCCUUGACAUCCGAUUCAUACAUUGUUCAAGGUUCUAGCUGCCUGAAUCUGCUUAACAGUACAUUUGUAUCGUUAUUAUGUAAAUAAAAAUUGUCAUUUUUAA